Pocillopora meandrina is the source of this 23803-nucleotide messenger RNA. NCBI's taxonomy places the organism in Eukaryota, Metazoa, Cnidaria, Anthozoa, Scleractinia, Pocilloporidae. The record is from the annotation of a GenBank genome assembly.
AUGAGAUGCCACACAGCCAGCAGUUUUGAUAGCGAUGAUGGAGACCCACAAAGAUAUGGAGCUUUUGGUAAGUCUUUAUCUACUUUGAUAGGGUGUCGAUCCUCAGUAAAUAUUUACUCUAUAUACACAAGGAAAAAUUGACAGUUUGUUUGUUUGUUUUUUUGUUUGUGGCUUUGUUUGGCAAGAGUCUCUGAACAAUUAAGAGAUGUGUAUACUUCUUAAUCCAUCAAAUAUUUUCUUUGUGUGCAUAUUUUCUACCCAUUACAUGAGCGAACAUAUCCUGGGCAGCUUAGACUGAGGAAUAUCUGGUGAUAUUCCCUGAUUUUUAAACUUUAAACUUAAAUUAUCGUCUAGAUUCAAGUAUGGCAUGCAGGCCAAAGUCAGGCUGGAGUUUGGCUCUGUUAGGCUCUAAAUUCUCGGGAAGUACCAAUGGGGGAGGGGGGGGGGCAUUUUGCUGUUGUUUACAGUAGAAGGGACAGAUUUGUUUGUUUUUAAAGUCGUAUUAUCCGAGCAUAUUUUCAAGCUAAAUGAAGGCUGUUGUAUGUUUAUGUUUGAAGAUACAGUGGUAUGAAAAGUGAAGUUUGAUGCUUCUUUGAGGAGAGAUAUAAUGAUUGUGAAAAAAAAGUUGGUCUCAGCCUCAGUUGAACUUCAAAGCGAGUGACUGCACAUUUGAUUGCCCCUUUCCAGUUAUUUAGCUACCUGCAUCCUGAAAAGUUUUGUUGAAAUACACCACUCCUUUUUUUAUGUUGAAUUUUUGCAGGUAGCCUAAUUUUGAAAAAGGGGGGUGGGAAGGGAAAUGUUUCAGAAAUUGUAAUUAGGAAAUGCUGCGGUACGUUCUUUGCCAAUAAUGUUCUGUACAAUCACAAGAUUGAUAUUUUGCAAUUUUUUUCCCAUAUUUCCUUUGUUCCUUUUGAAAAAUUUUUUUAUUUUUAUUUCCAGGAGAUGCACAACAAGUCCAGCUUUUACACCUCCUGAUUGAUACUGCUGCAAGAGAGGGCGCUCAGCAGUUUAUUGAGAUGAUCUUCUCCACCUCGGCUGGAAGACUGGUGUUCGAUGCUUCCAAGGACAGUCGAUCAUUGCCUGAAGUAGUUGCGAGAUAUCAUGGCCACAACAAGACUGCUUGUUACCUGGAAGGCGUGACCAAGAGGUACAUCAUCUGUAGUUUUAGAGUUAGAAAUCUUGUCAUUUUCCUUUACUCACAACGCCCACGCUAAACAACUUACACUUCAUCAUUUACCACGAAAACAACGUCCAAAGUCCAAUCAAAACAUGCCCAGAAAUUGUACCAAAUGAACAUUAGGUAAUUUUCCGCGUGCUUGAAUUGUAUUACACCAAUGAAAUUCUAUUUUGCCACAUUAGACUUAGCUCCAUCACGUGUCAUUUCCUUGUAAACCAACCUGCAUUUUACCUCGUACUAAUGAUAGUGAAUUUUCCACGCAAUUCUCCUGCGUUUUGACUUUUUCUACGGAUAAAAUUCGCUUUAAGCUACCUUGGACUCAACCCAAUCGCGUGUUAAUUCCUUGUAAACAAACUGCAUUAUAUCGCGUAUUUCACACACAGAGGGCAAAAUCCAAUAAGGCAAUAACCAGUCAAGGAGCCCUUUUUAGUAAAAUUUCCGCACAGCCCCAUACUAUUGUAAAACAAAUCUGUUUUCCCAAUGGCAAUGUAUUGUUUUUGUCAUUGUUUUCUCUAUCCAAGAACUGAAUGCAUAAUGUAGUAUGGGGCUGCGCGGAAAUUUUACCGUUUGCUUUUCGUAGUAAAAUUAAGUGGAAUUCUAUUUUUGAGGCAAAUACCUCUAUAGACAAAUAAUUUUGAUUUUCUCUGUUAGAGGAACGACAAUAAGAGUGGUCCCUUUCGCAACCGUUAUUUGGUCUCCGACGGGGAAUAGAUGGCGUUGUGUGACGAGACCAAACAAAGGCUGCGAAGGAGGCUACAGUGAGCGUGGCACCGAUGCAUUUUAUUUUUGAAUAGAAGUCUUUAGGCAAAGACAAUAGAACGCAAAAUACUUUUGUGAGUUCAGGUAAAUAUGGUAUAUUUUUCUUUCUACUGAUGUGAAGUAAUGCGAAAUUUUCGUUCUUUUGAAAGUUAUGCUUUUUUUCUUUUUUUUUUUACAAAAAUGAAAACAUUUGGUACACAAAGUGUCCCAUCUCAACCCAACCACCCUCUAAAAAAAUAACUCUUACACGCUAUGCAUGCCUAUGUUUCCAUUUAUUGUGGUGUGUAGAUGCAUAUAGUUUGUACUGAAUUUAACCUUUUUAAACUGUAGAUUUUCAGUAGAGAUCUCUGCUACAAAAGAAUGUCCCAAGAAAAUUAACUGGUCGGAACUUGCGCAGGCUGCUGCUGGGGAAGCACAAAGUAAGCAUGGUAGCUAAGCUACACUUAAUCACUCUUACAUUUUGAGCUUUAGUUUGUGCUCAAGUUGUAUUUCUGGUUUCACUUGUUACUCAUAUACCCUCUACACUGCUGAAAUCAGUGAUGUCUAUGACACCUUGUUUAAACUAAAAGAAACUUAAGUUAGUAAACUUGGUCAUCACGACAUGAAGGGUGAUUAGAUCAAUUUGUCAGAAGAGCAGGCUAAGGUUAAAACCCAGGAGUUAGAAUCCCCAUCUUUCUGGAUGUUUAGGAAUGUCGCAACUUGAAUCUCCCCACAGUAUCGUGUGAUAUCACCUUCAACACAAAUAAUAGUGGUCUGAAGCUUGAUCACCAAGUGUGAACGCCUCUAUCUCUGUUGUGGUCACUCUCAUCAUGCUUGCCAGAGAUGUUAACACGGACGACACCGUGAUCAAGAAAUAUUUUGACGAGUAUACCACACUUAUCAUCAAAUGCAUUCUUGCAACUUUUUUCAGCCGCAGUGCUAACAUAAUUAUGACAAUUUACAUAUUGGUCAAAGUUAAAUGAGUUUAUGGUCAUUGUCUGAGAAACUGAAUAAGUGCAGUUCUAUUUCAACGCAGGCUAUAUGGAACCUGGUAAGUCUUUUAAUGUUAAAAUUAUCUCAUAAUGGUUUUCUUUUCUCGUCAACCAAGCAGAGUGUAACGCUGAGAACGAAAGCUGUUAUCUCAUGAGUGAUCUGUCAAAGGACGCAGGGUAUUUAGGAGAUUUGGAUACAUCAUCUAGUGAACCACACAGUUCGGGUUCUGAAGAUGACAUUUCCAUUGCUUCAAAAAAAGGUAUUUCCCUUUUCAUUUCAGACCAUUUUACAAAUACUCCCCAAACAAUGUAUUCGAUUGGUUCGAAAAUUUUCUUUGCCACCUCUUUAAAUCUUCCUACUCCUAAAGUCACUAUUGCGACUCAAAAUUGCUUCGUGCUUUCAAAAACAAAGAAUUGCACGAAGCUCAUGUUGCUAAUUUUUUUUUCAUUUUCCCGAUGAUGUCCUUGUAAAGUCAAUGCAUGGAGCAAAAGAAGCUCCGCCAUGGAGCACACGAUUGCUAAUGUUUUACAACAACAUAAAAGAAUACACUUUUCACUCACAUUUUCGUUAAUAUGAAACCUUGUCCCUUUACAUUGAAAACACCGGAGAGCAAACAAAAAUUUUCAAAAAGGGUGGGAAAAGUGGGUCUCGUUGUUUCCCGUAAACACUGUGCUUAACCUCUCUGAUAAAUCACUGGUGACGUCAAAAUGUGGUAAGCAUAAAAAAGUAGCACAUGAGGCAUUUUGACAUCAUCUAUUACCUUUUGUUGAACAGGUACAUGGCAAUACAGAAUCUAUUUGUUAAAUUGACAAUGUUCUUGAACAGUCAGUGUGCAUGAUUUCUAAAGAUAUUUAGCAAAUGCUUGCCAAGGGCGAAUAAUUGUUUUAGUAUAAUUACUCAGGUGCUUUCGAAUUCUUCUGUAAAUUUGUUUUGUUGUUGAAACCAUUUAGUUGCAAUUGUUUUGAUUAUUCGUAUGGUGAUAAGCAGCCAGCUUCCACCUGAAUUUCACCGAUUUUUCUGAUUUAAUUAGCAAAAGCUUCAUGUUUUUCCUUUGAAAGUUGUUGCGCCAAACUUUGGAGUGUCGUUUUGAUCUUCAGAAUUGUAUUUUCUUCUAUUGCGUUUAUUGCUUCCUGUGUAUUAUGCUAAAGCCCAAAACAGCCAUUUCGAGAUCUAGCGCCCCUGCUAUAAUUACCUCGUGCUAGGUGAUUAUUGCAAAAUAUGAUGCAAUUCUUGACCAAUCAGAGCAUGUGCAUCUCGAUAAUCACCUGAGCAAUGAUACUAAUCUUUUCGCCAAGGAAAAUACUUCAUUGUCAGGGAUCAUUCCCUUGAAGCAGAAGCGAGAACAUGGCACCUAAAAAAGUCAAGGAGGUCUGAUGAUAUGCGAUAGCGAUUUUUUUGCUAGAUGAUUUAAAUUCCGUGACAAAAGUGACUUGGACAGGGUUAGCUUGGACAUACCAAGUAGAAAACUUUAUGGUCAAAUUUCAUUUCUGGGUUCACAUUUAACUCAUGCAGCUUCUACACUACUGAAAUAGUGUAUGUCUAUGGCGCCUUGAGUUAAAAUAAACAAAAUGAGUUAAAGCUCAACCAUCACAAUAAGAAAAAAGAUAAGUACCAAUUUGUUACGAGUGGGCAUAGGGUGAAAUCUGUCCACAGAAAGCCAUGUGUUAUUAUCCUCACAAGGAUUUCAGAUUUUCCUUUAUGGAUUUUUAAGAAUAUCACAACUUGAAUCUUCUCUUAGCAUCGUGUGACAACAAAAACGAUAAAGGUCAUAAACCUUGAUCACUAGGUGUGAACACCCUUAUCAUUGUAGUGAUCGCUCUUACCAUGCUUGCGAGAGACAUUAUCACGGCAAAAAAAAUUGUGCUGUCGUAAUCACAAGCGGGAUUGGAUGUGAUUGUGACUGUGAUUUCACCCUCAUCACUGUUGCAAUGUGAUCACUCUGAUCACCCUUGCCAGAGACGUUAUCACUGCCUUGACUGCAGGCGUAAUUCAUGGUGACUGUGAAUGUGAUUACAAAAUAUUUUUACCUGGACACAUUUUUAUCAGUGGUGUGAUCAAUCUCAUAUCACACUUGCCAGAGACGUAAUCAUGGCAAAAGAAUGAUCUCUCCCAUAUUAACGGUUUAAGUUAGUGAUGAACCGUGAUCGCGAAAUAUUUGUACUGGGAUGCCACAGUUCCAUCAUACAUUUAAUGAUACUUACAACUUCUUUCAGCUGCAGCGUUGAAAUAUUACAACAUAUGAAAAUGUACAUAUCGGUCAAACAUAGCUGAAUUUGUGAUCAUUGUAUGGUGUAGUGAGGAGUGUCUUUUUAUCUCAACACAGGCCAUAUAGAACCCUCUCUCUUUUUUUUUAUUUUUACGUGAGAAUUAAUUCUCUCAUAAUGGUUUUCGUCUCCCUUUAAUCAAGCAGAAUGUAACACCGAGAAUGAAAGCGGCGACCUCACAAGUGAUCUGUCAAAAGAUGCAGUGUACUUAGGAGAUUUAGAGACAUCUAAGGAGCCCCAAAGUUCAGAUUCUCAAGAUGACAUCUCCAUUUUGUCAAAUGAAGGUAUUUCCCUAGACCAUUUUACAAAUACUCCCUAACCAACACAUUCCUAAGCAUUGAUAGAGGCUUUUCAUGUUUAGAAAAUAACUGAAGCACUUUUCUGCAUGCAUUGAUAUUUGGCUGUUGAUCUUUUUAAAUUGUGACAUAACUACUCUGAAACACUUUUAACAGCUGUAAUGAUAAUUUUUUCCAAAAGUAGGUGAAUGUUCUUGAUGAAUGAUGCCACAGCUCACUGAUUCCACAUAAUUAUCCUGUUUGACCUUGGGUUUGAGUUGAUGUUGUUUUUUACAACAUGGAUUUUUUUAAAGAAUGGCAAUGUACUUUCAAGCAGAGCUGUGAUAAAAGUUUCAUUCAAUUUUUUUAGGUUUAACUGUUCUUUCAUAUCCCUUCUAUAGAUUUAGACCGCAACAGAUUGAUAUUAUGGGGAUACCAAUCUGAUAAUUUCAUCAAUUGAAUGAUUUUUUUGAUAUUUUUCUUCCACUUUUUUCUACUUCAAUUGCUUUGUAAGGGAAAUCGAUAAUUUGGCCUUUGCUUGAAAGAAUUUCACGCGCCCAAUAAGUAAAGGGAAUUAUUUUGUCUUUUUUUCUGCAACUAAUUUGCAGUAUCUGCUAUAUUUGCACAACUUUCCGUGUUUUAAAUGUACUAUGUACAUUCCGAGAAGAUGCUAACGACUUACAACUGAAGCUUAACUCUGCAAAUUUGAGAUGCGAUAAAUAAGUCAUGAAUGUUUUUUUUUCUCUUUGCUCAAACUUAGUGAAUGAGGAUGAAAAUUUAGCAAGAGUAAUGAACUUAGAGGUCGUUGAUGUGCAUGAUGUUCAGUCACUUCAGGACACAGAAGUUGCUGAAAAAUUUCAAGAAAAGGCGGAAGUUAUGUUUCCCAAAAUACGGGAAGCUGUCCAAUGUCACCCUACAGGGGUGGAUAGACUUGACAAUGUGAGGAUGGAAGGCAAGGUAUUUCAUUAUUGUAGCAUAUUGGGAGGUGUUGCGAGCAUCCUCGCAGUAAUUGUAACAGUAGUGACAGCAGGAGCUGCCUCACCACUUUUACUAGCAGGGCUGAGCCUUGAUGGAGCUGGUACAUCCUUAACAACCUGAACUAGGGAGUCGAUCGUUAACUCGAUAGAAAUCAAGGAAACUGAUAGUGACUUGAAGGAGGCUCUGGAAAGCAUGAGGGAUGUCUGAGAGAUUGGUUGAAAAACAAAACAAUAUCCAGACUGCACUUCGUAAGUUCGCUGGCUGAGCGGAGGCUACCCUCGAGGCUAAGACUUUAUGGGUAACACUUCUGCCCCAGUUGCUGAAAAUAUUUCAGCAAUUGGGGUGGAAUAAAAACACUAUUUAGGAAUUAUAUUCUUGAAAGAAAAUAAAAUUAAAUGAAUGAGGAUAUGAAAAAUAGAUCAUGAUGGAAGUGAAAGCAAAAUGAAACAAAUCUGAUGUAUGGUUUACUCCAGUAGGCUUUAGUAUACUUUGAGUUCGAGACAUAAAACUCCAUAUCUUUUUCAGAAAAAUUGAACAAUUAACUGGCUGCAGUUGGCAAAGAGAUCUCAAGCUCACGUCACCAGAAAAAGCAAAUGAUUAAUUCCCCCCAAAACUUAACACCGGGUCACAAAAUGUAUGACGCUUUCAUGGACUGAUGUCGUUUGCUUUUUCUUGAGACAUGAGCUUGGGAUGUCUGUGUAGUUGGCAGCUUCUCCACAUGGUGGCCAGUGGAAACUCUAAAUAUUCAUGAAUUUGGAAUGUCUUCUCAUCACCAUCUGGUUGAGAAUAUUGUCUUGAUAUUUAUAGUGAAAGGCAUAGUUUACUACCAUUAAAUGAUCCUUGCCUUAGCAGAUAUCUGACAUUUCUGCCAAAGAUUCAGACUGGGCACAGGAGGAAAUCUCUACUAAUUCACAUAAUGACACGGACCAACUUACAGGUAUAUUUUUAAAUGCGUCUAAUUUAAAUGCUUUAUUCUUUUGAAAAAAUACAAAGUUGCUUUCUUUGAUUUACUGCUACAAAGUUUCCUUCUUAACUAUUGCAGUGGUUCAAGAUACUUCCCCCUCAUCAGGCUCUGUGAAGGUAAUUAUAUUAUUUCAGAAAUUGUCAUGGUGAUUGGCAAAUUUAAUCAGGCAUGAGGAAAGCCACACAGUUUAUCAAUUAUUUGACACGAACCAUUUCAAACAUCAAUUCUCUGUACUUUGUGGCUCAUAUUUCUCAUAUUUUUAGCUCUGAGGAUUUGUUGUUUUAUCCAAAAGUAACCCUAGUUGGUUGACAAUUUGGUUCUUCUCAUAACCAUCUGAUUGAGAAUGUCUUUACAGUCAUAGUGAAAGGCUUGAAAGUUUAGCACUAAUAAGUAAUCCUUGCUUUAACAGAUAUUUGACAUUUCUGCUGAAGAUUUAGGUUCAGCACUGGAGGAAAUCUGUAUCAACUCAGAUAAUGAUGUGGACCAACCUGGAGGUAUAUUUUUUAAAUGGGUUUAAUUUAAAUGCUUUAUUUUGAAAAAAUAAAAACGUGAUUUCUUCGAUUUAAUGCCACAAAUUUUCCUUCUAAUCUGUUGCAGUAGUUCAAGAUAUUUUCCCCUCAUCAGGCUCUAUGAAGGUAAACGUGAAGCUCUGUAUCUUUUACAUGAAAAUACAGCAAUUAACUGGCUGCAGUUGGCAAAGACAUCUCAAGCUCACGUCACCAGAAAAAACAAAUGAUUAAUUCCCCCCUAAACUUAACACCGUGUCACAAAAUGUACGACACUUUCAUGAAUUGAUGUCAUUUGCUUUUUCUCAGGACGUGAGCUUGGGAUGUCUGUGCAGUUGGCAACUUCUCCUCAUGGUGUCCAGCAGAAACCCUUGAUUUUCAUUAAUUUGCAAUGUCUUCUCAUCACCAUCUGGUUGUGAAUGUCUUGAUAUUUAUAGUGAAAGGCUUUAAAGUUUACUACUAUGAAAUAAUCCUUGUCUUAACAGAUAUCUGACAUUUGUACCAAAGAUUUAGACUCGACACAGGAGGAAAUCUGCACUAACUCAGAUACUGAUGUGGACCAACGUGGAGGUAUAUUCAUUAACUGGGUCUAAUUUAAAUGCUUUAUUCUUUGGAAAAAAUGAAAAGUUUGUUUCUUUGAUUUCCUUCUACAAAUUUCCUUCCAAUCUAUUGCAGUGAUUGAAGAUAUUUCCCCAUCAUCAGGCUCUGUGAAGGUAAUUUUAAUAAUUUUAGAAAUUGCCAUGGUGAUCCGCUAAUUUAAUCAGGCACAAGGAAAGCCUCUUGAGAUAGGAGGGAGGGCAAAGAUUGACUGGAAUGAUCAGAAGAACAAAACAAAACAAAGUCUGUGGUCAUCUGACAACCAAGUGUUCGCCAACUGCUAGCCAGGCACAGCUGAGCAUGGAGGCCUGGGGCUAAUUUGGUUAAUCCCCAGAAUAUGAAACAUUUAAUGAGCUUUAAUUGAUGCAUUUUUAUCUGGAAAAAUGUAUUCUAUUUCAAAUUUAAAGUUGUUAUGGUUAGCUGUAGAUUGUCUUUCUCUAUCAAUGUGCCUACUCAAUGAUUCGUUCUUUACACUGGUAUUGGGGUUUGAUAUUUUUCUAAGAUUUUUGAUUUAGCUGAAUUGUAUAUAAAGUUUUUGCCCAUUUCAACUUGAGGGAGAAUGAAGUAGAAAGGUAUUUGGCUUUCAAACUUGUUUUCCAAGUUCAGUAGUUGAAGGUUGAAAAAAUGAUAAAAUUAGCGUUUGGGCUAAGUCUUUUCUUGUCUGAGCAUGUCCCCGUUGAAUCUAUUGCAUGAAGAGACUAACAGUAUUUCUAUACUCUUCCCUGGAUGGGAUAUGAAACAGAAUUGAACUUAAAUGUGUCACUAAGACCAAGAAUGAACUUGCAUUGUGCUAUAGUAUUGUUCGGAGAGUGGAGAUUAUCUCCAGUAAUCAGGUUCAAAAAAUACUAAUUUUCCACAUGCCCUCUCCAUUCCAUUAAGACACAUAAUUGUAUAGUUAAAAGGGAUUAUGCAGUAAUGAGAGCACUUGCCUUCCACUACUGUGGCCUGGGUUCGAUUCCAGGACCUGGUAUCACAUGUGGGUUAAGUUUGUUGUUGGUUCUCAUCCUUGCUCCAAGGGUUUUUCUCCAGGUCCUCUAGUUUCCUCCCCCCUCCCCCUCCCCCCCCCCCCACCGUCCACUGCUAAAUCAUUAUUGUUAUUAUUAUAAUUAUUAUCAUCAUUAUUAACUCCGUAGCUGUUAAUUGAUUCCCAUUUCUUUCAUAUAAAUUUAACCUAAUGCAUCGAAAAACAAAGAAAAGCAAAGAACAUGUAGAUUGGGAUAGGAUCAGACCCCAAACCAUCAAGUUAACUACUCCAGGUAAGUGUUCCUGAAACUGUUACAUGAUUUGCUCGUGUUCCUCGGCAUUUGAAACGGUACUUUCUUAAGAUAAAUUAACCUUAUCUAAUGAUUGAAAGUGAAUAAAUUGAAAUUGUGGUUUUGCAAAAUAUUAUAGCAAGCAAAAGUAAUUGCACAAAGUAUCUAUGUUUGCCUCAUGUGCCCCACGGAUAUUCCCUAGUUUUUAAACCUUAUGUCCAAUUCCUGUUCAAGUCUUUGUUUAAAGCUCUUGGAAGAUAUGAGAAGAGCGUUUUGUUGUUGUUAUAGAACAAUUAGGGACAUAUUUGUCUGUUCAAAGAGCCACGCCAGCGAACACAGAAAAGUGAACAUGUCAUGCCUUAAAUGAUAAACUGUUUGCAAGCAUUUUGUCCCUUUUGGUGUAAAAACAUGUGAAAGAUAUUUUAAUACAAUAACCGGGCUUCAUUUGGCAUGAAAAUUACAAGCUUAAAUUUGUCCUUGCACAUUAUCUGUUCCUCGAAGCUCACCGUUUUCAUUGACAUUUCCAACAGUCUAAGGCAAGAUGGCGGAUAUCACUCAUUAUGCAAGCUUUUCAGGCCCUUUAAAAAUGGAUGCCGCUUAGUAAGGCUUGUGUUGGAUAAUAAUUUUUUUUGCUGUGUAGCAGCGAUCGCGAUAACUUUGUAAAAAAAGUGGUGUUCUAGCAAUGAUAAUCGAACCUCAACACACUUACCAUCACCAAAAUGUAAGGCAUCUUUCGAGGUUUCAUGCGGGGAAAUAUAACUCCUGAUAACUACAAUAAUCUCCCAUACGUUCUCUGUAAAUUGCCAUCAAGUGCCACUACAAAUCGUUUGAUCUCGCCUUGCGUAACAAACGAGUCCAAAAAGUGGUCAUCGCCUUCUCUCCUUCGAAGGUUUUCCUUUCGUAAUAGCCUGUUUUGGAUCAAUUUCUCAUAGUUUGGAGUAGGUAAUUUUUCUCCUAAAACUGCUUACUUUUCCUCUUCUAAGUAUGAGCAGGGGAGCCAAAUAUUAAGCUUUACAUACGGCGAAAAUCUCGCGCAAAACCAAGCAAAAGAACUCCCAAAAGACGGAAAUCUUUCCGCCAUUUUGAAAAGAAAGAAAGAAAGAAAGAGUUAAAGAAAUGAACAUUAAAAGAAACACUGAAUUGGAAGAAACAAAACAAGCAAACAAACAAAAGAACAAAUGAAAAAAAAUGUACCACUUGGUCUCAAACUAAUGACCCCGAAAACUUGAGGAUUCUGUGAUGCACCACAUCUGCAAGCUUGUGAGGUAUGGCAAAUUUUUAGUUAUAUUAACCCUUUCUCUCCCAGGAGUGACCAGCAUUUAAAUUCUCCUUACAAUUUUCAUGCACUGUCAAAAAGACAGGUAAUGAGAAUUAAGAUGUAUAACACCAAAUUAUCGGGAAUAGUCAACAUAGAAAUAUAUGGUAAUCGGUUAGGAGUAUUAGCUUUCAGAUCUCGGGAGUGAAAGGGUUGACAUGUCCACCUCAAAUCCAGGAAUGAGGAGAACAGUUUUUCAGCAGCCAACAACAAUUCCUUUCAGAUACACUUAUCAUUUUAACAUUACACACGUUAAUAUUAAAAAUUAUUUCUUCUCAGUACUGAUAUAUAUAUAUUACCUGUAAUUAUUAAUAAAUUAGCAAUCAGCCAUUCUUCUUUCAACUGCUAUCUUUCCCACACCGAUAAUGGAACUUAUUUCCUGUACUUUGAAGCCUUGUUCCAACAGAAAAGACAGGUGCCCCCUGGAGAUCUCAAACGAUGGCCUUCCGAGUCGUCCUGUUAAGUUUACAGAGGGGGCGGUAUCCUUCGCUCGUAAUAUUGAAUAUUGUGAUAGUUUCAUGGCAUCGGCGAUUAAAUGGAGAUUUCCCACUGUAUCCACUUUCUCCUGGUCAAUGUCAAGGUUUACUAGCAUUCCGCUAAAAAUAAUCAAGCCUCAAAACUAUAACUCCCAUAUCAAAUCUGUCACAAUGAUCAGUCCACGUAUUCAAUCUUUCAACUAAAUUACAAAGGCAAUAAUCGCUCAGUCCAAACUCGUCUUCAGGGGCCAAGGGGAAUCCCGCUUAAGCCGUAGCAAUGACGUCAUUUCUAACAUCCCAUAAUUAUCAGCAGAUCUGGGAUCGUGCCUGAGGACUCAACAUUCAUUGCACGAGAGAAACUAAAACGGCUUGACAAGCUCGAACUUGAGAAGGCAAAGUCUAACAUUGUCAUUGAAGUGUGCAAGAUUAUAAUAGAUUACUACUGAUGUUAGAAUGUUAGGGCAUUUUCUCCUUAUAAAUUAGGGCCUUUUUAGAUUUAUGUCUAUAAACUCGACACUUACUAAGCAAAGAUUAAAGUUGAAUGCUAACAAUGAAAAAUGAAAUAUAUUAAAGUUCACACGGCAACCAAACGCCGCUGUCGAGGGGAGCAUCUCUCAACUCAACGACGACUGUAGGCACUUUGUGAGAGCAGAAGUAAGCAGCAUACUCAGGCAUGCUAAACCUCCUCCCAAAAACAUUCCAAAGGAUAUUUUCAAUGCGCUUAUAGCUCUUAAAAAGGACCUGGACAGGCUCGUAUUAUUUGCUGACAAGGGUAAUUGUGUUGUGGUUAUGGACAAACAGCAAUAUCACGACAAAGCUUUGUCUCUGUUUAAUAACAAGAGUACGUAUGCAGUCUUAAACUCUGAUCCUACCAGUGAAACUCAAAGAAAUUAAACAAAUUGUUGCUUGAUUUGAAAAAAUCUGGUAAAAUUAGUGACUCUACGUAUAAAAUGUUAUACAGUGGUCACGGCUUAUGUCCACGUUUUUUAUGGCUUAGCUAAAAUUCAUAAACCGGGAAUUCCUUUGAGACCCAUUGUCUUUUUUGUUAAUUCUACGACUUAUGCAAUUUCUGGUUAUCUUGCAAGAAUUUUGUCCCCUGUUAUUGGGAAUACUGAUUACACUGUCAAAAAUUCCUGCGAAUUUGCGGAUUUCAUAAGAGAUAAGACUCUUAACGCUUUUAAAGAAUUAGUAUCUUUCGAUGUUGUUUCGCUCUUCACUAAAAUCCCAGUUUAUCUUGCCGUUAAGGUUGCGGAGCAGAGACUCCGAGAAGAUGCUUCCCUAGUACAAAGAACUUCUUUGCCUCUGGAGGACAUUAUUCAUUUGCUGUCUUUUUGCCUCAAAACCACGCAAUUUGCAUAUAACGGCACCUACUAUCAACAAGUUUUUGAUAGAGCUAUGGGUUUGCCCGUCUCUGCUGUCAUUGCUAACAUGGUAAUGGAGGACGAGGAACAAAGGGCUUUAGCCACUUCACCGGUUAAAACCUUUAUGGAAACGAUAUGUCGAUGAUGUUAUUUCUGCAGUAUCCGGAAAUGAAGCGGAGCGCCUCCUAUCGCAUUUGAAUUCAGUAGAGCCGUCUAUCCAAUUCACCUUUGAGCGUGAAAAGGAUAGACAUUUGCCCUUUCUUGAUUUAAAUGUGUCCAAAGGGGUUUAGGGUACUUAAGAGAAAAGUGUCUACCGUAAACCUACCCACACCGACAAAUACCUCGCUUUCGAUUCUCACCACCCUGUUUGCCAUAAGAAGCCUGUAGCCAAAACUUUACUCAGGAGGGCUGACUGUCUACCAUCUUCACUCGAUUCGAAGGCUGAGGAGAGGAAAUAUGUUUCUAAUGUCCCAAAGGCAAAUGGCUAUAGAAAAACCUUUCUCCGUAACUGCCAAAACCAGUUACAACUAGUAGCACUCUUGAUGCAAGGGAAUUAGCGACCGGUUUUGAUGUUAUUCCUUACAUUCACGGUGUUACGGAACCCAUCAGGAGAAUUUUCAAUAGCCACAACGUUAAAGUUGCUCAAAAACCUUUUCAGACUUUGAGGCAUAUUUUUGCCAAACCGAAGGAUCCUGUCACAAAAGAACAACGAACCGACGCUAUUUAUUCUAUUCCUUGCAAUAACUAUGACAACGAAUACAUCGGACAGACUAAACGUCAGUUUGGUAUACGUUUGAAAGAGCAUCAAAAGGCGGUUUUCUUUUGCAAAAAGGAAAAUUCAGCUUUAUCGGAGCACACAUGCCUAACUAACUAUACAAUUGUGUGGGAUAAUUCUAAAAUUAUCACCACUAAUCAGCGUUACCACCAGCGCCUUUGUUUGGAAGCUUGGCAUAUUGACUACGCCCACGCUCCUUUAAAUUGUGAAGAUGGCGGCUUACACCUCGUCAGGAAAAAGGCGCUAAUUAGUGAUCAUAUAGAAGGACCUCUUGUUACAGCAUUUAGAUCACCCCUGAUGAAGGCACUAGACAGGAGUAUCGAAACGUUGGGUGAAUGAAUUGUAACUUCCUCGGUUACAUUCAUUAAAUCUGUAAACCAGAGUAGCAUCAAACCAUGUCUGAAUGAAUCAAAGUGCUCUGUGAGCAAACUCGUGAAUUGACAGAUGAUUAUUUGGAUUAUGUUUAAUGUUAUCUGGUUUAGGAAAUUUUGUGGUUGAUUGUCAUAUUUAGAGUACGAGCAGUAGUUCAGUGUUUGCUAAUGUAGCAAAGAAACAAAGUAACGUUGGGAUAAGAAGGCAUUACAAUUGAAAUGAUCAUGCUAUUGCAUUUGACAAGGGUGGAUGAUGUAAUGUGUUUUAAACGUAUAUCAUUUCUGUUUCUGGUUCAAAAGAAAAGGUUGGAAGUAAAUGUGGGUGAAAAGUGAAAUUUACUGUCUAUCACUUGUAAAUAUUAGAAAAUCAAGGCAAUACUGUGUUAAUAAAAACAUUAACGAUUCCCUCUUUAUCAAAUGAGACAAACGAGAAUGAGUUUUAAGUGAUAUACCUAGGCCGAGACUGCCACUGUCAUUUUGGAUCUCCGCCUGGGUAGAUUUUAGGCACGUGCUAGGCAACGUAUAAUCAAUAACAUGAUAGAAUUUCAUUUCAGGCCUAUUUAUCAAUUUUGUGGUAUAUAACUUUCGAAUUUUAGUACGUAAUAUGAAUUUUGAAUCUUCAAAUUGUCUUGAAACUUAAAUGAAAAUUGUUCUUUAAAAAUUCACUGAACUGCAGCUAAAAUUGUUUGUUUAGGUGUUAUUUGAUUUUCGUGUUAACUUGUAAUUUCGUUAGUCGCCGGCAUCUUCUGUUGCUUCACACAGGAAAAACACGCGAUACGAAACGUAAUGAUCGAUUUUGUCCUCAAUCUCACGCCGUAACAGAAAAAGCUUCUGAACAUCUGUAAACUCCGAGCGCUUCGCAGUAAGUAAUAUUUUCAAUGAAUCUUCGGAUUGUUUUCAAGUUCAAGGAUUGUAAAUUACAAUUUUAUGAAAAACGAAGAUUCUGUUAUUUCAGUGUGAAUCCUUGCAUGCCUGUCAGUCGCUGGCGCCGCUUGUUGAAACUAAAACGAAAAAAAAACUCUUUUAAGAUUAUCAUUGGCUUCUUUGUCACCCCACCACUAUUCUUAGCAACAAAGGUUGCAAUUUCGUUUGUUUAUUGCUCGCCAAAAACUAUCAAAUGCACUCAAAAGCCUAAAAUCGAAAAAAAGUUUACAGGAAUCGAGCGAGCGAGCGAGCGAGCGGUAUUCCCCACAUCUUAUCUACAACUCGCUCUUGCGCAUGCGCGCAAUUCACGAGUUAAAAAUGAUGCACGAUGUUGCUCAUUGAGUCAAAAAAUUGAGGCAAAUGUUGUUCGAUAAAAUUGGAUGUCCGAUUGCAACUUUGAUUUUUGGUGGAAAUGGAACACCAUACAUACACAUAAUCGUUACGUACCGUGAACGCUUGACACUACGGCCCACAUGCGCCUGCGAUAUUCUGCUGGACUGCUUCUCAAGAUACUGUGGGGGGAAAAUGUCACCAGUUGUAGCUAAUGGCUUUGCAUUCGGAACUGUUCACUACUUGUCACAUACAAUGUUCGUGGACAAAUAUCAGAACCAUGGGUUCGACAACAUUGUGAUUCACAUGAGAGGUGACUGAGCCUCUUAGAUCGAGAUCAAUUUGUGGAUCUUUUUUAAGUUAUUGGUAAUUUAUCCUUAUAAUACGGUUCUUAGAUACUCACUGAUCACAUUGGCUAUCACGGGUCAAAAUAUGUCAGUAAUUGAUUCAAUUGACAGAACUGCGCCAUCUGUUUAGUAAUUAUGCAAUGGAAAACCUGGUAUUUUUGCUCUGAUACACCUUAUUCCGAUGCAUGUACAUGUAUGUGCUCAAAUUCGUUCUAAGACAACACAAAGUUUCACUAAUAUGUAGCUCUUAUAUUUCUACAGCUAAGUCUGGAGAUGAAGAAGAUUUUAGGGGCAUGCCAUCCCACAAGGGCGACACCUCGAGCGAUUACUUUGCUGAUGCGAGAACUUCUUCUUGUGGAUCUUUUGAAGUUGAUUCUGGACGGUCUGAUUCUGAAGGUGAGGGAUGUCAACUUUUUUUCAGCCGAAUGAUACUUUUACAAUUUUACACAGGCUUUAUUUUCAUCAUUGGUACUUAUACUGCAUGAGAAUGUCAGGUUCUCAAUGGAAUUGGUGACUCCUACAAGCUUUUGGUCUCAUUCAUAAAACCUUCUGUAAAGAGGAAGAAACGCAGGAAGAACUGGUGUCUCUCAUGUGGAUUAUUUUAUUUAGGUUAUAUUCAUCCCCCCCCUAAAGUAACUCUCUAGUCAUGUCACCAACAUGGUUUAAAUGAGGAAUGAAUUUGAGUUAGUUUUUUACGAGCUUAAAAAGUAGUAAUUUGAUGCUAUAAAAUCUUAAAUAGCCUACGCUCGUUUUCCUUAAAAGUGCAUAAAGUUGUUGAAUACCAUUAUUGUCUCUUUGCAGCUGGUUCAAAAGAUAAAGAACCUGAGAAAGAAUUAACUCGCAAUGCAGCCUUGAGCUCUGGUAUGUAAGUUUAGGCAUCAGUUGAGAAUAUAGAGUCAAGGGAGAAAAAUCUAAUACAAAAAAUAGAAUCAGGCUUUUAAACUGGUUUACCUGCAAAAUGGUAUCAUGAUAUUUAACAUUUGCAUUGACAGAGUAUUAUAGAUAUACUAAGACAUUUGGUCUUGCUCACUUAAACCUGUCCUUUUUGUUCGUACUUUAUUGUUCGAGAGAUGCAUUUAGUAGUAGGGAAAUGACAAUUCUGGGACAGCCUGAAAUACAGCUUGAGACAAUUUUUGAGUUCACCAGUUUUGACCGGUUUUGACCGGUUUUGACCAGCUUUGACCAGUUGUGAGAGAGGGCUGCAAACAAUGACACAGACAGCUUGACACAACCUCAGCGCUGCAAUGAACAGCUCACCAUCUCACGAGGGAGUAUCAUCUUGACCUUUGUGUGACGGCUCUCCCUCAUGAUCCUCAAGACUUUAGGCCUUACCACUUCCAUUAGCUCUUUGGGGCUGUACUCAACACCCUCAAUUUGAAUUUGCCUUGCAAGCCCUUUCAACGCGUUAGCAAAGAGUCCGUGGCGGACUCAAAAAUUGUCUUAAGUUGGUUGUAGCACUGUCUCAGAAUUGCCAUCGACUUCACCUGGGAACAGUGCCACAGGCAGCUUGACAAAACCUCAGCACAGCAAUGAACAGCCCAACAGCUACCUUUAUUGUGUUUGGCAGCUACAGUUGUCUGUCACUCUCGAGGCAUCUCAUUUGACCCUGAACAUAAUUAUCUGAAUUGUCAAUCUGUUAGAGUGAGAGUGACACUUCUCUUUUGCAGACCAAGCGUCUCUUUGAUAGCUCUGAUCUCUCUCCUUUGCUCAUCUCUCUCACCUCUUUCAAUCCUCGGCCUGACAUACCUGCUCGUUCUUAGCAUUGGAGUGUUGAUGUCUAGAACAGGAAGGGCAAGGAUAGGGGUUAUUUGUAUCAACUCAUGGAGUUCCCACUUUCUGAGCCUCAAGUAGCCUCUGAGUCCGAGUCAUCUCGUCUCCACAAGCAGUUCAGGUCGUUUCAUGCCGUCUAUUUUAGAGAAACAAAAAAAUCGACAGCUUUUUUCACAAAACAACCUCCAAGCCUCCCAGCCUACCUCCUUCACAACAAUGGCUAAGCUACUUAGUCGACCACUUAGUCUGCUUCCUCGCAAAGACUGGUAUCCAGCUCCUCCACAGCAGCCAAGUCAUAGCUGAUGUUCUUUGCAGUGAUAAGAGCAGCACUUUCUAUUGCCAUGUACUUUGCGUACUUCAGAUUCAGUCGAUCGGCAGCCAUCUCCAGCUCUCUCUCCUGACCGAAAAGUUGUCCUUCAGGUCCUUCAGGAGCUGAAGGAAGGUGACGACAAUAUCACUUCAGAUAUUUGAAGACGGUGAAGCCUCAUACCUCUUGUAGUACAUCUCAACCUACUUCUCAAACUGCCUCUUGACUUGGCAUUGAGUUAGGUCUUGCCUGAUCAUCUUCUUUUGCCUUCCCACGUGCAACGAGAACAGGGAGCUGCUCUCGGUGAUCUGAAUCACUCAUUGGCAAGAGUUUAGCUUCAAGACUACCCCAAGAUGUAAUUGUAUACGUCUUGUUCAAUCACUUCCAUUUUACAAGGUCUGAAACCCCCAAACAUCAUCAAUCGCUUGAGUUCAUUCAACGUUUAUAUCAUCAACUGCGAUCUCUUGGAUAAGAUAAAAAAAAGGUACCAGAAAAAAAGCUAAGCUCCCUGUUACCACUUGGAAAAAGCUCAAAGUUUACUUCGAGAAGAGACAGAAUGGGUUCUCUCUGACCAUAUCUAAACACGGUAGUUGCUAGGUUGGUCGGCGGUGGUUCUAUUGCAAAAUUCACCUUUUUUGCACCUACUUGAAUGAUGAGCGUGAGCAAAACCGAAGUGGAGGCUUUGAGUUUGGUUUAAUUGUGAAGCAUGGCAGGAGAAGCUGGUCUAAAGUACUGCUAUUACUUGAAGAAGAAGGACCUUAUUGAUCUGAUCCUAGGGAAGAGAGAAUCUGAGGUCGAGAUGACUCAUUUUGUGCUCGUGGACAUGACGAUAAUGAACUCCUCAGUCUUCACUAAGAGAGAGUUACAAGAGAAGCAACACCAAGGAGCAAGAGCGGUUUGAAUUCAGAGCUCUGAAAAGGGCUAUGGACUUCUUUGGAGUGAGUGCGCACAGACUUACCAAGGGAAUCAAGAACAGUCUAAUGAUCAUUGACGGUAUUGAGUACAGAUGUGGAAGGGGGUGAAGCUCUUGUCACUCAAGAGUGAGUGACAGGUGCUUGACAGGAACUUGACAGGUAUUUGAGCAGGUACUUGACAGGGACUUAAAAGGGACUUGACAGGUACUUGAGAUGUACUAGACAAGGACUUGAGCAAGUGCCUGCAAAUCACGUAUCCCGACGUGAAUUGGCUGACAAUGAACCUGGGGAACCAGUACCUCAACAGUAGGUCACUUCAACUGAGAAAGAGACUAAACAAAAAGGACUUUGGAUGAGUUGAUACGACUUGCCCAGCACAACAGAAGGGUGAGAGAAGCAAAGAAGCUAAAAUCGAGUGACGGUGGUAGUACGGAAGCCAGUGUGAAGCAAAGCUCAAGCGACAGCAGGGCUAAACUCCCACCCUCGUCAUUCUUGGUCACUCGGAUACUCUCAAUCGCAAUUAUAGUUCUCUCACUGACUAGGCUGUAUCAUAAGAGGAAAUAGAUGAUGGCUCUUCUUAGUAGAGAACAGCUGCAGUCACAGCCACAGCCGACAGAAGCAAAUCUCGAGUGUUGGCCAGAGUAACUGGGAAGAAGAGCCCCGUGGAUCAGACCGGUGAAUUGAGAAUCAUUAUGUUGACGCUAUUAAAAUGACAGAUAACAAGCUCUUGAAGACACUGACUGAUGGAAGAAAGGUCUAUAAGUACGCAUUGACAGCUGCUGAUGUUGUAGGCAGAUUCAAAGCGGCUGAAACUCUCACUUCAAAGGAUUCUUCUAAAUUCUCAGUAGCUUUUCAAAUAAUGUAUAAGCAAGGACUACUGAGAUAGUCGAAGAUUCUUGAGGUUGAUCCUGGGCGUGAGUUCAUGGGUGAUGUCACAAGAGAGAUGGAAAGGCACGAUGUGAGAAUAAGAAAAGGGAUAGUAAACGUUCACAGAAUUCAAGGAAUCUUCAAGAGAUUCGACUUCUUUUUGGCUGAACGCCUCUUUAGUUACCAGUACAGUCAGGAGAUGAACUUCACAUCUGGAAAGAGAUCCACUGAUUGAGUAAAGAGGCUUCCAGAAGUUUUCUCGGCUUUGAAUCAUAAGGCAACCCGAUUAAUGGGAAAGAAACCUGUUGAUGCAAUCAAAGACAAGUCGAUUGAUGCUAAGAGUUCAACUUCUUAUUCAACACCUGUUAGCUUGAAAGAGAAGAGACUCGACUCCUCAAAGAAUGUUAGAUACCUCUAUACCCCUGGUGAGCUGAAAGGUGGUCAGAGAAGAGCGACUGAUUCAGUAUGGUCAAUGGAGGUUUACAAUAUAGAGAGAUAAGUAUUGAAUGAAGGUGAGCCCAUCCUAUAUUAAAAAUUUGUCAAAGGAGAGCUUAAGCUUGUUCCUCCUGGAACUGAGCUAACUCCAGAAGGGGUUUGGUGAUAGAGAUGUGUCACUCUUACAGAUUGACAGGUCAGAUUAUCAGAUUCAGGGUCAAAUGAAAUGCCUCAAGAGUGACCAACUGUCAAAUGCAAUAAAGGUGGCUUUCAGGCUUUUCAUUGCUUUGCUGAGGUCGAGUCGAGCUUCCUCAGCUGAUGAGAACUCUUUUUGUCAAGCUGUCUCUGGCACUGUUCCCAGGUGUAGUCAAUCGCAAUUCUGAGACAGCGUUAUAGCCAACUUGAGAAAAUUUUUGGGUCUGCCUGGAACUGUGUGACAGACAGCUUGACACAACUAGAUUGCAGUGGGUUGUAACUCUUUCUCCAAACUGGUCAAAACUAGUCAAAAGUGGUCAAAACUGGUAGAACCCAAAAGUUGUCUCAAGCCGUCUUUUAGGCUGUCCCAGAAUUAUUUCUCUACUACUCAUUUCCUGCUGAAAGCAAAAGAUCUCAGGAACUGUUGUAUGCUACCUAAAGGAUACGAUAAUUUUUUUGACGCAGGGACUUUUACAAAAGAUAGAGAGCCAACAGAAAAGGAAUCCCCGACCUUAACUCCUCCAGUUGAACCAUCUUCUAAUGAAACAACCCAAUUUGACCAAGCAGAGGACGAGGAAAAGACGCAUUUUCGGUCUUCUCGCUUUCACAUGUUUAAAAGUCUUAGUGAGUUUACUUCGUUUUUUGUGUCAUUUGUGGGGGGUUAAACAAUAUUAUGCUUGGGAUGCAUUUUGGGGAAGUGUGUUUUGUCUUGGGAUAUGCAUAAAUAUAAUGUAAGAGCUUAAACUUACUGUGUGCCUCAGAAUACGACUCUGUUGUUACUUAAGCUCCAGCGUAUAUCGGUGGAUUUACAGAGUCUGACUUUCCCACUAAAGAAGUACAUAAAUUGGAAGAAAGUCUUAGACAGGAGACCAGAUCAUAUAUCGAGUGUCUCGAAGAAGUAAGAUCAGGUGUCGAGUGUCUCGAAGAAGUGAGAUCAGUUGUCAACAAAUUAGUAGCACAGGAUAAUGUUAUUAAGGUAAAAGUUGAAGACUUCACUUUGCUGGAGGGGAAAUAGAUCAUUUGAAACUUAAUAUGGAUCAAGAUCAAACAGGUGUAAACUGAUUAAAAAACUGUACAUGACUUUUAGAUUAACAGCAAUUUUAAGAUACAGUGUAGCAGAGUCUUGUAAGCACUACUUAGAGACAUCAGCAAUUUUAGGGAGUGUACUUACGUAGUAAUAGUUCGACGGAAUAACUUCCAGUUUUCGCAAAAAUGCUUUGUACACGUCUUGAAAUCCUUUCUUCUUCCAUAAGAUGAAUUUCUUCUAUAUUCAGAGUGCCACCUUUAACAAUUUGUUGUCUUUUAUUUCAAAACAAUUUGUGCAAGAAGUAGACUGCACCCACUGCAUUUACGGGCAUUGUGACUCUUGUGGGAUGUUUUUACUUUUACAACUUCACGGAAAAAAGCAAGAAGCUCAUGAUUAAAACUAUUUCCAUGAAACUUGAUUUUCUAGAUUUUUAUUGUUACUGUAAAUUGUUCUCUUUUACAUGACCAUUUUUAUUUUAUUUUACAGUUCCAACUUACUUUUCUCACGGAGUAACCAAACAUGCCUCAGGCGACCUCUCGUCAGCACUUCAGUCCAAACAGUGUGCUCUUGACAUAAGAGUUAAGCUCUUCGGGGAAGAAGACCCAGACACAGCUCAGAGUUAUUUUUCUCACGGAGUAACCCAACAUGCCUCAGGCGACCUCUUGUCAGCACUUCAGUUCUUCCAGCGUGCUCUUGACAUAAGAGUUAAGAUCUUCGGGGAAGAACACCCAGACACAGCUCGGAGUUAUCUUUCUCUCGGAGUAACCCAACAUGCCUCAGGCAAACUCUCGUCAGCACUUAAGUCCCUUCAGCGUGCUCUUGACAUAAGAGUUAAGAUCUUCGGGGAAGAACACCCAUACACAUCUCACAGUUAUUUUCGUCUCGGAGUAACCCAACAUGACUCAGGCGACCUCUCGUCAGCACUUCAGUCCCUCCAGCGUGCUCUGGACAUAAGAGUAAAGAUAUUCGGGGAAGAACACCCAUACACAUCUCACAGUUAUUUUCGUCUCGGAGUAACCCAAUAUGCCUCAGGCGACCUCUCGUCAGCACUUCAGUCCAAACAGCGUGCUCUUUGCAUAAGAGUUAAGCUCUUCGGGGAAGAACACCCAGACAAAGCUCAGAGUUAUUUUUCUCUCGGAGUAACCCAACAUGCCUUAGGCGACCUCUUGUCAGCACUUCAGUCCUUCCAGCGUGCUCUUCACAUAAGAGUUAAGAUCUUCGGGGAAGAACACCCAGACACAGCUCGGAGUUAUUUUCGUCUCGGAGAAACCCAACAUGACUUAGGCGACCUCUCGUCAGCACUUCAGUCCCUCCAGCGUGCUCUUGACAUAAGAGUAAAGAUAUUCGGGGAAGAACACGCAGACACAGCUCAGAGUUAUCAAACUCUCGGAGUAACCCAAUAUGCCUCAGGCGACCUCUCGUCAGCACGUCAGUCCAAACAGCGUGCUCUUGACAUAAGAGUUAAGCUCUCCGGGGAAGACCACCCAGACAUAGCUGAGAGUUAUUUUUCUCUCGGAGUAAAAACCCAAGAUGACUCAGGCGACCUAUCAUCAGCACUUCAGUCCUGCCAGCGUGCUCUUGACAUAAGAAGUAAGAUCUUCGGGGAAGACCACCCAGACACAGCUCAGAGUUAUCUUUCUCUCGGAGUAACCCAACAUGACUCAGGCAAACUCUCGUCAGCACUUAAGUCCCUUCAGCGUGCUCUUGACAUAAGAGUUAAGCUCUUCGGGGAAGAACACCCAGCUACAGCUAAGAGUCACUUUUCUCCUGGAGUAACCCAACAUGCCCCAGGUGACCCCUCUUCAGCACUUUAGUCCUCUCAGCGUGCUCAAGACGUAAGAGUUAAACUCUCCGGGGAAGAACAUUCAGGAACAGCUCAGAGUUACGUUUCUCUCGGAGUAACCCAAUUUUACUCAGGACACUUUAAUCUUUUUGGCGUUUAUUGCAAAUGAUUUUAACUCAUCGUGGAAAAGCACGCAGACAUAGCAAUGAAUCAGAGUAGCACCAAAGUAUCUGGGCGACUCUACUUUUGCUGCGCGUUUAUCUUCACGGCGUUCAUUUGACGUAUAGAGCUGCUAAGGAUAGAAUACCAAGUUAAUGCUUAAACCUUUUUACUUUCUCGCAGUAAAGCAGUAGACGAUUUAAUGAGCAACUGUAUUAACGUAAUUAAUGACUUUAAGUCUAAUUACUGAAAAGCGCAGCUUUAUGUUUGGUUCAAAUUCUUCUAGGAAAACCACCAAUGUUAUCUAGUUAUUGAGAGAGAGGGAGUGUGGGGGGGGAAGGUGAGGUACUCCGUUAACCUUGUCCUGGGGAUACACCGCUGAGUCUUUCAGACUCGAUCUACGCCCGUUUUACACAUUAUAACUAUUAAUAUACCAAAAAAAUCUUGCGUGCGUAUCAGUCGAAAGCCUGUCAAUCAUUCCUCAACAGAGAACAUAAAAAAGCCAUCUUACAAUUUAUAUUUUUUGUCAGAGCGACGAAUGGUUAAUGGUAGAAACUUCAGCUUAGAAACUCUCUACGGUGGCCAAUUUACGUUACUUCCCACCCUCAGAGGCCGAAAAAGUAGAUUUUUCGUUUAUUUGACUAAAAAAUUUAACCUGACAUUUCCAUUAAAAAAAAAUUUUCUGAAAUUUUCUGAAGCACC